Myotis davidii is the source of this 3096-nucleotide messenger RNA. It is a transcript of the gene PAQR8, whose product is annotated as progestin and adipoQ receptor family member VIII. Gene Ontology annotation, cellular component: plasma membrane. Gene Ontology annotation, molecular function: steroid binding; nuclear steroid receptor activity. The record is from RefSeq and is a predicted model, not a curated record. Lineage: Eukaryota; Metazoa; Chordata; Mammalia; Chiroptera; Vespertilionidae. Gene Ontology annotation, biological process: response to steroid hormone. The coding region runs from base 51 to 1205 and encodes 384 amino acids. The transcript has 2 exons.
GAUUCCUGAGCACUUUAGAAAGUGGAAUUAGUCAGUUUCAUGCCUGGCUAAUGCUGAGGUUGGAUUUGGCUGCAGUACUCGAAUGUCACCCAGACAAGCAGAUUCAGGCUGCAACCCCCGUCCUGCCGUGCCAGGCAGCCAUGACGACGGCCAUCCUGGAGCACCUGAGCACCCUGUCGGUCAGCGGGCAGCAGCUGCGCCGCCUGCCCAAGAUCCUGGAGAAUGGGCUUCCCAAGAUGCCUUGCACUGUCCCCGAGACAGAUGUGCCCCAGCUGUUCCGGGAGCCUUACAUCCACACCGGCUACCGCCCCACGGGCCACAGGUGGCGCUACUACUUCCUCAGCCUCUUCCAGAAACACAACGAGGUGGUCAAUGUCUGGACCCACUUGUUGGCGGCCCUGGCCGUCCUCUUGCGAUUCUGGGCCUUUGCCGAGGCCGAGGCCUUGCCCUGGGCCUCUGCCAGCACCCUGCCCCUGCUCAUCUACGUCCUGUCCUCCAUCACUUACCUCCUGUUCAGCGUGCUGGCCCACCUGCUGCAGUCCCAGUCGGAGCUCUCCCACUACACGUUCUACUUCGUGGACUACGUGGGGGUGAGCAUCUACCAGUACGGCAGCGCCCUGGUCCACUUCUUCUACACCUCCGACCAGGGCUGGUAUGAGCACUUCUGGCUCUUCUUCCUGCCAGCAGCUGCCUUCUGUGGCUGGUUGUCUUGCGCUGGCUGUUGUUACGCCAAGUAUCGUUAUCAGAAGCCUUACCCAAUCAUGAAGAAGAUAUGUCAGGUGGUGCCCUCAGGGCUGGCCUUCAUUCUGGACAUUAGCCCCGUGGCCCACCGAGUAGCCCUAUGCCACCUGGCUGGCUGCCAGGAGCAGGCCGCCUGGUACCAUACCCUCCAGAUCCUCUUCUUCCUGGUCAGCGCCUACUUCUUCUCUUGCCCGGUUCCUGAGAAGUACUUCCCUGGUUCCUGUGACAUUGUGGGCCAUGGGCAUCAGCUCUUCCACGUAUUUCUGUCCAUUUGCACGCUUUCCCAGCUGGAGGCCAUCCUCCUGGACUACCAGGGGCGGCAGGAGAUCUUCCUGCAGCGCCACAGUCCCCUGUCUGUCUACGUGGCCUGUCUGUCCUUCUUCUUGUUGACCGCCUGCAGCACCACCACUGCAGCCCUCCUGAGGCGCAAAGUCAAGGCCAGACUAAUGAAGAAAGAGUCCUGAGGCUGGCAGGGUGGGCAAGCUGUGGAGGCACCCCAUUGCGAUUUGGGGGAAAUGUGAUACAAACACAGGAGCUGACCUUUUGUUUUUUAAGAGUUUUCAUGUGUAUUAAUGGCUUUUACAUUAAUACAUAUAUCCAAGGAUAUGCUAUGGCCAUGGCUUUGGGAAGCCAAAGGAUUCAAGAGUUAUGUUGUUAAUAAAUGGAGUGUUCCUUUUCCAUCUGGGUCAUAGCCUUUCAAGACACAGGAAAGGAAGGGACCUUGGCUAAGAUCGUGGGGCACUGAAUUAAGGACCAUAUUCAUGCCUGAAAAUUCAGUAAAAUUCUGACUAAGGCCUCCAGGGGCAAGUCCUGGAGCUGGAGGGGUGAUAAACCUGGACUGGAAAACAAGGAGGUGGCUGGUCCACACCGUAUUGGACCGGCCAUCCUACUAUUGCUGGUCUUUGGCAAUUGAAUAAACUGACCCAAAGACCCAUUUCCUUUGGGUUUCAGAUUGUCCAAGGUGGAGAAUUCAGACUCUUCAAGAUUCAGUGAAACCUUCAGACAAUGACUUAUCCAGUUCAUCUGAUUUCUGAUCUCUCCUCUCUCACCCACUCUAACUCUGACCCUUUUCUCAGGAUGACAUCUCUCUGGCUAUUUCCUCUAAAGUGCUGUUCACUCCCUUCAGACCUUGGUAACAUACAGGAUCGUGAAGUAGUUGCGUGGAUCCAUGUGGCUAUCCAGGAAGCUUAUUCUCAUAUAAUACUAAUGCAGACGGUACUAGAAACUACAGUGCCAAGAGCCACCAGGAGGUCCAGCCAAUAAGCUUGGAUACUGUUUGGCAUCCUAGGACCCACUGUUGUAUACCCGUGGACUGGAGGAUUACUUGAGGUCUGUUACAGCUGCCAGACAGGCCAGAAGAUUUGGGAGUCUUCUACAGAUUUUGGCCAGUGUGUUCAAAAAGCCCCUGGUAGAAUGAAUUGGUUCUAAGGAUCCCUCUAGGGAUCUAAUUAUUUCAAGAGGAACCCAAGGUCCAGCCUUUUAAGUACAUGCCACACCACAAAGGACCCACAUAACUAGCCCAGUUCAGGUUCCUCAGAUAGGCACCUAGCCUCCACUGAGAGCUGAACCCCUUAAAACAGUUAAGCCCCAGGACAGGAAGUGUGUGUGUGCUCUGUGGUUGGUCCCCGGAGGCUCCUUGGAGUAUGAAUGGUGAGUGGGGCACCCUGUAGCUAGAAUGUCCCAUUUCGGACAUCACUGCCCAGCAGCUUCUACGGGGUAAGUGGUACUUGCCAUUGAUGUGUUCUGGCCAUGCAGCCUCCAGAGGACACACCUCGCUCUGGUCCAGUGAAAGAGGCUGCGUUGACAGAGGAGCCGUGGGAGGCUGCGUUUCCUAUCAGUAUAAGGUUCCCAUUUACCGAAAAGGGAAGUGGUUUGUUUUCACUCCACUUUGACAAACAUCUUCUAUUACUAGAUUAUCUUGUUGUCUUCAAAUCUUUGUUUUCUUUCUUUCGCUGAGAGAUGUGUGGGUUUGUGCCUUAUAAAUGGAAAUGUAUGAACACUCCUGAAUAUAUGGCCAUGUGAAAUUUGCGGUUUGGGGUUACUGGGAUUAGAAAGAAAGAAUUUGUUGCUUUUCAACCAGUGGAUGAAGGAUUGUUUAUCAAUCAAAAGACUCUUUCAAUCUGCUUAUUUUGGGCAAAAAAAAGAAGAAGGGGAGGACGAGAAAGAAAAAUAAUCAACUGAAGCUUUCCUAUAAUCUUUAUAUCAAGGAAAUGUAUGGUUUGUCAGCUUUGUAGUUUUCCUAGAUGGGUGCCUCUAUUAAUCCCCAAGUACGUGAACUUCUAUGCUACCCAAGUGUCUUACACAAGCUUCUGGUGUCUAGGCCAAAUCCACCACAAAUAAAGUUAGCAAACUGAA